AUGGCAGAUUAUUCCAUCGCCUAUAACCGCUGUCUGUGCCGUGGCAGAAUACCUACCCUAUUUUCAUAUUUGUUAAAAAAACAGCCUUAUGAAAAUGAGAACGCAGCAUUUAAGAAGAAAACGAGCAAAUUGAAAGCUACAGCUUUUCCUCCUUCGUGCCGCGAGCUACAGCAACGGAUGAGAAGAGCAACAUAUAUUACACAAAUUUGGUGUAACGCGAAUGUACAGAAUCCGUCUACUAUAACUCCCAACAGUUACGGAUGGGAAUUAAUUAAUAUGAAAUAUGAGUUUCAUUGGUUCGACGGCGAGGAAUAUCCUGUAAAAUUCAUUGAUAUUGUAGAAGCGGGUGCAGAAACGGAUAACGAUGCUAAUGAAAGUACAGACGCCGAGCGCGACGGUGAGGGAGAACUUACUUCUGAUGCGGAGUUAACGGAAUACGAGACUGAUAACGAAUCAGAUGAAGAUUCUAUAUAA
This is a messenger RNA of Pieris macdunnoughi, 474 nucleotides long. NCBI's taxonomy places the organism in Eukaryota, Metazoa, Arthropoda, Insecta, Lepidoptera, Pieridae. The record is from the annotation of a GenBank genome assembly.